AUGGCAGUAGCAAAAUGUGCUUACGUAGCCAACUUAUUUUUUCUUAGCUUGGGAUUUUGUGGUGCUUAUAGAUUCCCCCCUCCCAAGCCUGAUCAAGAAGCUGAUCAUAAACAAGAAGGCCAUGGCAUCCAAGGAGGAAUGUGGUCAUGGGGUAAAGGCGGCGGCGAUGGUGGCGCCGUUGGAGGAGUUGGCAGCGCUAGUGUCAAUUCAGGUCCUGGAUUUGGCGUUGCUGGUGGGAAUAUUGCUGGUUCCGUCGCUCAUGAUCCUGGUACUGCUCAGGGUUCUGGGGUUGAUGUUGGAGGUAUGGCCGGUGGUUCUGGUGACGGGUCAAAUACUAGUUCGGGAAGUGGCUCUGGUAGUUCUGGCUAUGUUUCUGAUAGCGGUUCUGGCACUGGGUCUGACAGUGUCAAAUGGGGCUCUGGGGAAGGCCAUGGUGGAGGUUCAGGAAGUGGUUACGACUGGGGCUCGGGUAGCGGUUCUGGUUUUGGAUCAGGUUCUGGUUCAGGUAAAGGUUCCGGUUGUGGUGGAGGUGGUUUCGGUUCUGGUGGCGGCUCCGGCUCCGGUUCCGGUUCUGGCCAAGGGAGUGGAGGCGGUUCUGGCACUGGGAACGGCUGCGGUGGAGGAGGUUCUGGAGGUGGUUCCGGCUACGGCUGGGGCAGUGGUUCUGGUUCUGGUGGCGGUUCCGGUUCCGGUUCCGGCCAAGGGACCGGAGGCGGUUCGGGCAAUGGGAACGGCUGUGGUGGACGAGGUCCUGGAGGUGGUUCCGGUUAUGGCUGGGGCAGUGGUUCUGGUUCUGGUGGAGGCUCCGGCUCCGGCUCGGGCUCCGGCCAAGGAAGUGGAGAUGUUUAUGGCGGUGGCCCAGUCGGUUGGAUCCCAAAGUUCGGAAUCCCUGGUUUUACCGGUGCUGGUAGUGGCGGUGUUAGUGGUAGUAUUGUAGUGAAUGGGGUGGUCUCCAGUGCACACCGGUGA
Messenger RNA from Carya illinoinensis, 969 nucleotides. Its product is annotated as glycine-rich cell wall structural protein 2-like. The coding region runs from base 1 to 969 and encodes 322 amino acids. The record is from RefSeq and is a predicted model, not a curated record. The transcript has a single exon. Lineage: Eukaryota; Viridiplantae; Streptophyta; Magnoliopsida; Fagales; Juglandaceae.